AUGAAAGAUUUUGAACGGAAGCGUCUUGAAGAGAAGGCUCGAAAAGCAAAUGAGGCUGCUGCUGCUGCUUCUUUGGAAAGUACACUGUCAAACGUUGUCUCAACGACUUCUGAAGUGCCAUCUGCAACAGAAAAGCCUCCUGAGCAGAAUUCUAUUGUUCACAGCAGUGGUCACAUCGUCCGUGGUCCAUCUACCCCGGCCGAUUCUCCAGAACAGCCGCGUUCUGAAGAUUGCGAAAAAGAGGGCAUGGGCUGUGAACUUCCAUCUUCUUCAGUAGAGGUUCCACCAGUGCCAGCGUAUGAGGAAAUUGAAGAGUGUAUCUACAGAGUAGAUAAUAAAAAGAAGGCUAUGUCUCUCAUGUGUUUCUGCCGAGGCAACAACCUAGAUUGCUCUGACAGUAGGUGCGAUAACAGGGCCAUGUUCACCGAGUGUCCGAGGAACUGUUUAGGGAAAGGCAAGGACUGUGGGAAUAGGCGGUUUUCUAAGCGGGAAUACGCGGCCGUACAAGCUUUCUAUACUGGUCCCAAUAAGGGAUUUGGCGUUCAAGCAGUAGCUCCUAUAAAAAAAGGUCAAUUUAUCAUUGAAUAUGUUGGAGAGGUGGUUUCAUCCGAGGAGUUUGCGAAACGCUUAAGAAGGUAUGGUCGUGAUCCUUCACAUACUCAUCAUUAUAUGUUUGAAAUCGGUUCCAUGAUUAUUGAUGCAACAAAGAAGGGCAAUUGUUCCCGCUUUAUGAAUCACUCUUGUGAACCCAAUGCUGUUUGUGAAAAAUGGUAUGUGCCACGUACCCCAUGUGCCAUUGACAGGAUAGGAUUUUUCGCAAAGCGUGACAUUGAACUAGGCGAAGAGAUUACGUUUGACUACCAGUUUGAGAACUAUGGUCGAGAAGCACAGAGGUGCUUUUGUGGUGCAGCUUCUUGCUCGGGAUGGAUUGGAAAGCCUCCAGAAGCGUUGGACGAUGACACCAUGGACGAGGAAAUUGAAUCCUUAGUGACGAAAGUGAAGAAAGCGGCGAUGAGGACAUCAAGCCAUGACAACGUGACAGUCGCAGAAGUACAAAAGAGGCUAGUCAAGGCCCUGGAAUCGGGAUGUCGAAACAAGACUCAUGUAUUAGGAUGGAUUAAGUUGAUGGCCGAAAUGUCACUUAUAAAGAACGAGUGUGGGAUAGUGCAAUCGAUGUGCCGCAUUGUUGAAGCUAUAAGCUCAGUUGACACAUCUCUACAACACAUAUUCGUUGCGAAUGGGUUACCUAGUAUAAUUCAAAUCUUGGCUGCGACAUCGAAUCCUCAAUGCCUGACUCGCGAAGAUCUCGAAUUGAAGCACUGCAUAAUUCGAUCAUUGCUUGCAAUGCAGUCUUGUGCUGAAGGAAUUAAC
This is a messenger RNA of Ostertagia ostertagi, 1371 nucleotides long. NCBI's taxonomy places the organism in Eukaryota, Metazoa, Nematoda, Chromadorea, Rhabditida, Trichostrongylidae. The record is from the annotation of a GenBank genome assembly.